Molecule: messenger RNA, 2030 nt
Organism: Cryptomeria japonica (Japanese cedar)
Lineage: Eukaryota; Viridiplantae; Streptophyta; Pinopsida; Cupressales; Cupressaceae
Exons: 10
Coding region: 262-1602 (446 amino acids)
Biological process (GO): RNA (guanine-N7)-methylation
Cellular component (GO): nucleus; cytosol; tRNA methyltransferase complex
Molecular function (GO): tRNA (guanine(46)-N7)-methyltransferase activity; protein binding
Source: RefSeq, a predicted model, not a curated record
AAAACUUUACGGGAAAGGGCUAGUAUUGGCGAUUUUCACCAUUACACUAGGGAAUCCAUUCGCAUCAUUCUAAUGGUUUUAGAGAGGGUUAUAAAGGGCUAAUAUUGGCGAUUUUCACCAUUACACUAGAGAAUCCAUUCGCAUCAUUCGCAUGGUUUUAGAGAGGGUUAUAUGACAUCAAAAUACUUGCGAGGGCUCGUGAUUUGUCAUUGAACUCUUGCGGUUUUUUGAAAGAGAGUUGUAAAAUUAGUCAGCCCUCUAAUGAAAGACUGUCAAAUGGAUCCGUCGAUAGAGGGAGGUGUGAAGGAGAUAGCACCCUCCCUUAUUGCAGUUCAUCCCCUUGACAAAUCUGUGGUCGUUGCAAUUGGCCCAAAUCUUCGCAUCUUCAGUUUCGGAGAAGAUGGAACUGCUGUUUGCCACAAAAUUACAGAUCGUCCCUCACAUAGUGAUUCCAUAAGAUCGAUAUGUUUUGAUAGAAAAGGAGAUUUCUUUGCUUCUGCUGGAGAUGACAAGCUUGUUAAUAUAUGGAAUGCAUAUUCGUGGCAUUGCAUUAAAUCCAUACGCUCUGAAAAGAGGGUGAGUGCAGCCAGUUUUAGCUCAGAUGCCCGGUAUCUCAUGUUUGCUGAUAAGUUUGGAGUUGUGUGGAUAGCAACAACAUCAGUUGCUGACAAGAUGAACCAUAAGGAUGAUAGGGCAGAACCCCUUCUUGCUCAUUGCUGCAGCAUCAUCACUGGCUUGGAGAUCUCACCGAAUGGGAGAUUUAUUGCUUCUGCAGAUAGGGAUUUCAAGAUACGAGUCAGCGUGCUUCCUAAAAGUCCUCUUCAAGGGGCUCAUGAAAUUCAAAGCUUUUGUUUAGGGCACACAAACUUUGUUUCAUGUAUAUCAUUUUUGGGCAUACAAGCAGAUUGUGAAGGGCUUCUGAUUUCAGGUGGUGGUGAUGCAACAGUACGUUUGUGGCACUACAUGACUGGAGAACUUCUGGAUACAUAUGAAGCUGAAGUGGCGGUAGGACUAGGCAAAUGCAGUAAUGGUGUGGAUAAUCCCACUUCUUCUGCAGUUACUGCCCUGUCUGUCUCCUCUGAUAGUUCAUUGAUAGCAGUGGCAAUUGAAAGCCUAUAUGGCGUGCUGCUUUUAAAUUGCAAUCUCCAGUCAAGAAAGCUUGCACUACUUAAGAAAGUAGAGCUACCGGACAGUUUUAUACCAACAAGCUUAGCAUUUGGUAAUUGCUCCCACAAUUUAUGGAUGAUUACCGGAGGUGCUGAGGUUAUACAAUUAGAUGGUACAAAUCCAGUUGAAUCAGAGGUGAAGAAUUUAGUUUUAGCUGCUUCGGCUGUCACUCGCAUCAGAGUCAUAGACCUUACCUACAAUGGUUCUAGCAACCUUCUCGAGUCAAGAGUACUGGAUGACGCUUCUGUCCCUGGGGGUGAAAAACUACUUACAGUAUUACAAGGGGAUAAAAGUGAUAUGGAAACAGCAAGAGCAGCAGCUGAAGCAGCUAAUACUGCAUUGAAAAACUUGAUGAUAAAGAGACAGUAUUCAACAGAAACGAGAGAAAACAGGAAGAAAAAAAGGAAUGACAUAAAGCUUAAAAACAUAACCUAAAUCUACUUAGAGACACAUAGAGAAUGGGAUGGUUAAACAUUUUGAUAAAAAUAAAAAAUGUUUAUUGAAGGUUGUGCUAUUUGAUAUAUGAUACAUAGAGUUUUCUGAUUUUCUCUAGUGAGUUGUAAAGUUUUCGUGCUGUCUUGUAUGAAACAAUAGGCUAGUAUAAAACGGAAAGAAAAUCCUCUGUAUUUUGCAUUUUAGAAAACUUUCCUUAAGGAACUGAGUAAUAUUUCUUUUGUACUCUUUCUUAUUUUAAUGGAGAGGAAGAGAAACUAAACAGAUGUAACGAGUCCUGAAGUAGAUCAUUUGAGGAUUUACUCAUUUGAUGUGGAACAAGGAGUUCAUCGGUUCCAGCAAUGUUACAUGAAAACAAUUUUCUACAAUUAAGUUAAACAGUAAAUCUAAUUAUUGGCAUCUUACAUAAA